CUCGAUGUGGAUGAUCAAUCCGAUCAGUUAACUGAGGGAAAUAAUACCUAAUCAGGUUCUGUUAUCAUCCCGCUCGUCUGAAGGGGUUAGAAGGGUGAAAGAGACUGCUAAUACUAUAGGCAAUAAUGUACCGCUCAGAUCCGACGGAUCGCCGAGAGCCCCUCCCCCGCGGAUGACGUCGCAUAGCAUUCCGUGUGUUUACACGCCUUCGGCACCAAAAAUAGACCUACUCUGCGUUCCGUUUCUGUUGAUAUAGGAUUUACUAUCUCCCGGAUAGGGACCCUUGUCGAUUCACUAGUCUCUCGUUCUGCACUUCCUUUCUACUUCCUUUCUACUGCUGCCGGUUUCCCACUUCUUCUGGAUGCCUCUCACAGUCCUUAGCAACGAGCAGCUUCGCUCAUUGCUCCUCUCCCUAACCCGCGACGAGGUGCUUCAAUUACAGAAAAAUCUCGCUCAGGCACUGAGAGAAUACUCAACAGGCAGCCAAGAUAAGGGCUGUUCGGCAGAUUAUCAACCGCAACGGACGGCCAUCACGAGGAAGGAUGGUAGCUCGACGAUCUUCAUGCCCGCCAGCACGGGCAGCACAAUGGGAAUAAAGAUCAUUUCGCUGCAAAGUGGAGGAAAGGCAGGGUAUAGCACAGGAUCAGCAACACGGGGAAGGGAGAGUAGAGUGCGAUUUGCGCCAGAGGCUUCAAGGGAUUCCAGACCUUCUAUCGGUUCGGACAUCAGCCGGUUAUCGAUAUCUUCGCAAGAAGAUUCCGACAUUUUAAACGUACCGUCCGCCAGCAUCAAUAAUCGUCCUUUGUCACCGGUAUCGAGCACAUCAUCUGCUUCGCGUACCGGUCUAUCAUCUACCUCCGGGGCCUGGUUUGGAGCGGGAACCCGCGACACGUCUCCGCCCGGCACCGUGACUCUACUGGACUCGAACAGCAUCCCGUUUGGAAUUAUCCGAGCGCAGGAAUUGACUGCCUUUCGGACAGCAUUAGCGUCGAUGAUGCUCUUUAAUCGGCGGAAGAAGGCCAAGACAAUCACCGUGUUCGGCGCUGGAAAGCAAGCAUACUGGCACAUCCGGCUGGCGUUGGUGCUUCGCGACGAGAUCAAACGUGUCUACAUUAUCAACCGGUCGUUUGAGCGUGCCGCCGAACUCCUGAAGGAUAUUUACGGCCCGGAGAACACGAGCUGGCGUGGAAACGUCAAGUUUUCCGCCUUCAGCAGCGACUUUGUCGAGUCGGAAAGACUCCUCAAGGAGGCCGUGCGGAAGGCGGAUGCCAUCUUCUGCUGUACCCCGUCGACUGCUCCGCUCUUCCCUGCUGAAUUCUUGACUUCGUCAGAGGGACGGCGGAAAGGACGCUUGGUUUGCGCUAUCGGAUCGUACAAGCCGCACAUGACGGAGCUGCACCCGGAUGUCCUGCGCGACGAAGUCACUCCUCAUCAUUCUUCACACCACCACCACAGGCAUACCAGACGGAGCGGCGUUAUCGUGGUCGAUACGCUCGACGCCUGUCUUCAGGAGGCGGGCGAGAUCGUCCAGGCUGGUGUGACGCCACAGCAAUUGGUGGAGUUGGGUGAAUUGAUGAUGAUUCGAGAAGCUGCUCGGUUGGCGAUGGAACAAGGUGGAGAGGAGGAAAAGGGCCUGCUGGAGUGGAUAGAGAGUGGCAAUGUGAUAUUCAAGAGUGUCGGGCUGGGCCUGAUGGACCUUGUCACCGGAGGUGAUCUGAUCAAGCUCGCACAGGAGAGAGGAGUGGGCACGACUGUUGAAGAGUUCUAGGGGAUGGGUUUAGUUACUGUUCGGUGCUUUGUACAUCAUACCGUUGAUAUCCUGUCGAGUCUCGAUUUGAUUUGCUAUUGGAAAUGAUCUGUUUUCCCUUUCUUUUUUUUUUUUUUCCUCUUCUUUCCUUUUCAAAAUAAACUUGCUUUUUCUCGCGUAUUCAACAUCAACGCCACUUGUCGUUUAGACCACACUGCUUC
This is a messenger RNA of Paecilomyces variotii, 1968 nucleotides long. RefSeq lists its product as hypothetical. The transcript has a single exon. NCBI's taxonomy places the organism in Eukaryota, Fungi, Ascomycota, Eurotiomycetes, Eurotiales, Thermoascaceae. Gene Ontology annotation, cellular component: cytoplasm. The record is from RefSeq and is a predicted model, not a curated record. Bases 362 to 1768 code for a protein of 468 amino acids.